This is a messenger RNA of Stylonychia lemnae, 1722 nucleotides long. The record is from the annotation of a GenBank genome assembly. Lineage: Eukaryota; Ciliophora; Spirotrichea; Sporadotrichida; Oxytrichidae.
AUGUCUACUAGUAAAAAUAUACAAGAGCCUUUACUCACAGAUCAGGAUAAUAAUAAAGCCAGGACUUCAAGCAUAGUUGAAUUUUUAUAGCCAUCUGAAUCAGAAAUUAACUCAUAGUCUCAUACGUUUAGAAUGAACGAUCCCCAGAGUAAAGUGGAUCAGAAAACUUAGCCGUUUGAAACUUUUGACUCUUCUAUGGAUGAUAGAAGAGAAGAGAAACUUGUCUUUAAAUUUAUUCAAAGAGGAGUGAUAUCUGAUCUCAAAGAUCAUAUUUAUACCUGCAAGGACAGGAUUGACAUUUGCAAAAUUUAUGAUAGAUAAGGAUAUUCUCCACUUCAUUUCGCAGCAUAUAAGAAUUCUGAUAAAAUGUGCGAGAUUUUGUGCGAAUUUGUUAAGUUUAAAAUCUCAGAAAACUUGUCCAAAAUUAUUGAUGAUAGUUUGCAGUCUGAAUAUCCUUAUAAAGAUAGACUUAAGUAUUGGAUCAACACUCAUUCCAAAGGAGAGGAGGGCUUUACUGCUUUGCAUUUUGCCUCAUUCCAUGGAAAUAUAAGGCUUAUCAAAUAUUUAUUGGAAAAUGGAGCAGAUCCAUCCUAAUCAAAUAAACAAGGGAUUAAUAUGCUACACGUUGCUGCUUAAGGUGAUUAACCAGCAUCACUUUACUUCUUUAAAUAAUUAGGCAUUGAUAUUGAUUCAAGAGAUAAGAGAUAAUCAACUCCUCUUCAUUGGGCUGCUUUUUCUGGUGCAGAAUUGGCUCUAAGCUAUAUUGUUGCUUGGAAUCCUGACAUUAAUGCCGUAGACUCAAAGGGUCUCACCGCCUUACAUUUGGCUGUAAAAUCUAGUGAAGAUCUUAGAUCAACAAAAGCUAUCAAGUAAUUGCUUAUCAAGGGUGCAGAAAAAAAUAUUAAAGACAUUUAAGGACACCGAGCAAUUGAUCUUAAAGAUUAAGGUAGUUCACUAGGAGAUUGCCUAAUGAUAAAAACUCAAUUCAAAAAGCAUCAUAGAUCUCUGAAUACUUUGAUCUUUUACUUCAUGAUAAUGCUUAUUUCCUUCUUGUUGAUUAUUUUUUUCAUCUUCCCUACUUUGGAUGAUUCUCAUAAUGCUCUUAAAUACUCUGUCAUAUCUCUGUUCGGGUUAACCAUGCUAUUGUGGCUUUUUGCUUGGCUAUUAGACCCAGGCUUUUAAUAAAAAGAUAAGAAUCUUGACUUCAAUAUGCUUUUAGAUAACUUUGAAGCUAAUUGUCUUUGUCCCGAGUGCGAAGUAAUUAGAACACCAAGGUCAAGACAUUGCAAUGAAUUAUUCAAUGUUUUACUUCUUUGUUGCUUCUUAAUUUGCUUACUUAGUAUCAGUUCUAUGGCUUACAGUUACAUGUAAAUUUUAUCAAAUUUUAUUAAUCUUGUAGAACUGUCGAUUGAUGUGAAUGAAAUUUAAGACUAAUAAAAGUAGGAAGAAACAUAAACAGCUAAAAUUAUCCAAAGAAUUUCAUGCUUCUUGAUAACUGCUCUAAGUGUCGCAUUCUUUAUUCCUUUAUUAAAUAACAGUUUGACUAACUAUAUGGAGUCUCCAAGAAGAAAGAUGUCGGUGUUGUUUUUAGAACAGGACUAUAGCAAUAACUGCAUCGGCAACUGCUUCAAAAUGAUAUGUGAAAACAGAAUUGAUACUCAGUCAGAAAUUAUGGCGAAGACUAGUGCUAUAUACAGCAAUAGAAAAAUACAUGACAUUUGA